Diuraphis noxia (Russian wheat aphid) is the source of this 667-nucleotide messenger RNA. RefSeq names its product Farnesyl pyrophosphate synthase (gene Fpps). Gene Ontology annotation, biological process: trans, trans-farnesyl diphosphate biosynthetic process. The record is from RefSeq and is a predicted model, not a curated record. Gene Ontology annotation, molecular function: (2E,6E)-farnesyl diphosphate synthase activity; dimethylallyltranstransferase activity. NCBI's taxonomy places the organism in Eukaryota, Metazoa, Arthropoda, Insecta, Hemiptera, Aphididae. Gene Ontology annotation, cellular component: cytoplasm.
GUAUGACUGCACGUCGGCACGUCCGCACUCCGCAGUCCUAAUUCCGCUGCUGCUGGYUGUACUAGGUAUGGCUUUAUGACUUAGAUGACUGAUWAUGAUAGUCGUAAUAUAACUCGAAGUUCGGCUGAUUCCGAUACAAGACUUUCUUCUCACGUCAACGAUCGACAUAAUUCGUUGAAAGUGCACGUAACGAACCACACAACAYAGGCACCUUCUUAUAUUUUAAGAAAUGAACAAAAUGUUGACGUUUACGAGAGCCCUGAGCCGCCGGAGCGCGGUUUUGCUCUACGACUCGAGUGCUGUUCGAAAAAAUAACUAUAGGUCUACGAGUACAGUCCGCGCGCCACCAGUCCCUCCGGUCAUAACUGGUACUGCCGUCAGCAAGGACGAGACCAGAGAUUUCAUGGCAGUGUUCCCAGAUGUUGUCAGAGAUCUGACUGACACCGGUCGCAACUUGGACGUGCCCGAUGUUACCAAGUGGCUUGCAAAACUGUUGCAAUACAAUGUGCCUGGUGGUAAGAAAAACCGAGGAUUGGCAUUGGUACUCUCAUUCAAAAUGCUAUCUUCACCUGCUGAUCAGACCGAUGAAAAUCUUAAAUUGUCCUACAUACUGGGAUGGUGUGUUGAAAUCGUAAGUCAUUUUAAGUUGUAAUUAGAGGAAAAUACU